Molecule: messenger RNA, 957 nt
Organism: Cuculus canorus (common cuckoo)
Lineage: Eukaryota; Metazoa; Chordata; Aves; Cuculiformes; Cuculidae
Gene: ALKBH7
Product: alkB homolog 7
Exons: 5
Coding region: 132-881 (249 amino acids)
Biological process (GO): DNA damage response; fatty acid metabolic process
Cellular component (GO): mitochondrial matrix
Source: RefSeq, a predicted model, not a curated record
CCGCGGCGGCGGGGGGCGCUGUCCAUGGUACCGGCAGGUGGCAUGGCCCCGGUCCGCCCGUUUCCCGUGGUGCCCCGCGGUCCCCGCUCCGCCGGUUUCCCAUCGUGCUCCGCGGGGGCGGCGCUCCCGCCAUGCUCCGCGCGGCCGUUCGGUGGCGGGUUCCGGUGGCCCCGGGCGAGUCCCGGUGGUGCCGGGCGGGGCCUGGGGCGGCCGCGGAGGCCGAGGCGGAGCCGGAGCCGAUCCGAGCCUCCAGCCCGGGGCUGCGGCGGCGCCUGCGCGGCCUCGUUGUCGUGCGCGGCGGCUUCGUGAGCCCCGAAGAGGCCGCGGAGCUCGAGGCGGAGUUGGAGCCGCUGCUGCGGGGGCGGCGCUACCAGUUCGACCACUGGGACGGGGCGAUCAGCGGGUACCGGGAGACGGAGCGGGGGCGCUGGGGGCCGGCGGGGCGCGCGGUGUUGGGGCGUCUAUCGGCCGAGUUCCCCCCCGAGCGCCCCCCCCGGCCCCUCGUCCACGUCCUCGACCUACACCGGCGCGGCCACGUUGCGCCCCACGUGGACAGUGUCAAGUUCUGCGGCUGCACUCUGGCCGGGCUGUCGCUGCUCUCGGCCGCAGUCCUGCGCCUGCGGAGCUGCCGGACACCCGCGCAGAGCCUGGAGCUGCUGCUGGAGCCGCGCUCGCUCUACGUCCUGCGGGGCGCCGCGCGGUACGAGUUCACCCAUGAGAUCCUCCGGGACGAGGAGUCGUUUUUUGGGGAGCGACGGGUGCCGCGGGGGCGACGCCUCGCGCUCAUCUACCGCAAUGACCCCCCCGAUUUGACUCCAGAUCCUCUGAGCGACCUCUCAACAUUUAUUGGGGGUUCGGCUCCCCCCGCAGCCCCCCAAUAAACAGCUUCCCCCCAACUCCAGUGCUGGUUCUUUGGGGAGGGGAGUCCGUUUUUGGGGGGGCCCCAAUAAACAGCUC